This is a messenger RNA of Acanthoscelides obtectus, 1230 nucleotides long. The record is from the annotation of a GenBank genome assembly. NCBI's taxonomy places the organism in Eukaryota, Metazoa, Arthropoda, Insecta, Coleoptera, Chrysomelidae.
AUGCGUUCCGCCCUCUUGGGUUGUUUCGAAUGUCAAGAGCGACAUACGGCCGAUUACAUAAAACAGGAGUUGAUAAAUCUUGUGACUGAUUGGGAGAUCAAUGAUAAAAUAUUUGUUUGCGUAACAGACAAUGCAUCAAAUAUGAAGGCUGCUAUUCGGCUGACAGGGUGGGAACAUUUUCAAUGUGUUGCCCACACUUUCAACCUAAUAGUUCGGGCAAGUCUUGAGACAAUACAAGAACCUAUAAAAAAAGUAAAAUGCAUUGUAGAAUAUUUUCAUAGAAGCUCUAUUGCCACAAAAAAGCUGUGUGCCGUGCAAGAACAACUAAAACCUGGACAAAAACCCCUGAAACUUAUAAUGGACGUUAUAACUCGUUGGAACAGCACGUUAGAUAUGUUAGAAAGAGUUGCAAAUCUACAAGAGCCUAUAGAAGCUGCAAUAGGUUUGUUGCAUAAUCCAGUUGAAAACCUAUCAGAAAACGAAUGGCGGAUUCUUCCAGAAGUUGUAGAAAUAUUAAAACCAUUCAAACAACUUACUGAGGAAUUUUCGUCUGAAAACGAAGUGACUAUUUCAAAAAUUUCGGCAGGAAAUUCCAGCGUCUUACGAAUACUCAAUAACUUGAAUAACACUCUGACUUGUGAUUUGUCCAAACAAUUAGUCUCUAAACUGAAAGCCGAAUUUAAUAUCAGGUUCAAAAAUAGCUUGCGACACCAAGUUCUAUCAAAAGCUGCGAUUUUAGACCCUAGGUUUAAGAGACAAGCUUUUGCUGACGAUUCAUGCUAUGAGUAUGCAAAAAACUCUGUGAAAGAAGAAUUGGAAAGGAUGGCAAAACCAUCGUUUGUGAAUGAAUCCGAAAGCGAAGAUACAGAUUCUCCUAUGUUUGACGACCAAGAAGACUCUAUUUGGCUAGGGUGUUAUAGAAGAACAACAACCAUGAGUACUACAGCAUCAAAGACAUCUGCCAGUAUAAUUACCUUUAGCCAGUAUAUGGAAGAAAAGCUUUUAUUUAGAAAAGAAAAUCCACUUAAAUGGUGGCACGCGCGAACACCUUUAUAUCCAAAAUUGUCUAAUUUAGCACAAAAAUACUUAUGUGUGAUGGCUACAUCGGUGCCAUCGGAAAGAAAAUUUUCCGAGUGGGGGCAAAUAUUAUCAGACAAACGUGCCUCGUUGAAACCGAAACGCGUUGAAAAAAUUCUCUUUUUACGUAUGAACCAAAGACUAUUGGUAUAA